Molecule: messenger RNA, 4055 nt
Organism: Paramisgurnus dabryanus
Lineage: Eukaryota; Metazoa; Chordata; Actinopteri; Cypriniformes; Cobitidae
Gene: ccnd1
Product: cyclin D1
Source: RefSeq, a predicted model, not a curated record
UUCCUCCGCCCUUUGCAGACUCCCCCUCUCGCCUUCUCUCACAGGCUCGCAGCGGCUUUGAUCUUCCCUUAACAACAGUCACGUCAUAGGGGAGUUUUGUCAAGCGGAGCUGCAGAGAGUUUUUAGAGGACUCAGCAGCAUCCACGGAACCCGUGUCCGAACCCAGAUCCAGUUUACUUACUUUGUCACCGCAACACCGAAGACAUGGAGCACCAGCUGUUUUGCUGCGAAGUGGAUACCAUUAGAAGGGCUUACCAAGAUAGCAACCUGUUGAAUGACCGAGUUUUAAAGACAAUGCUCAUAGCUGAGGAGAACUACCUUCCGUCACCCAAUUAUUUCAAGUGUGUUCAGAAGGAAAUUGUGCCUAAAAUGAGGAAAAUCGUCGCGACGUGGAUGCUCGAGGUCUGCGAAGAGCAGAAAUGUGAAGAGGAGGUUUUUCCAUUGGCUAUGAACUACCUGGAUAGAUUUUUAUCGGUGGAGCCCACCAAAAAGACCCGGUUACAGCUGCUAGGAGCCACUUGUAUGUUUUUGGCCUCUAAAAUGAAAGAAACUGUGCCACUAACAGCAGAGAAGCUGUGCAUAUACACGGACAACUCGAUCCGGCCCGGCGAAUUAUUGCAAAUGGAACUGCUGGCACUAAAUAAACUGAAGUGGGAUUUAGCCUCCGUGACACCACACGAUUUCAUUGAACACUUUCUCGCCAAGUUGCCCAUACAUCACAGCAGCAAGCAGAUACUCCGCAAGCACGCCCAGACAUUUGUGGCCCUCUGUGCAACAGAUGUUAACUUCAUCGCAAGCCCUCCGUCCAUGAUCGCGGCAGGCAGCGUGGCGGCAGCGGUGCAGGGGUUGUAUCUGAAGAGCAGCGACAGUUCCCUCUCGUCACAAAACCUCACCCACUUCCUCUCGCAGGUCAUCAGGAGCGACCCCGACUGCUUGCGGUCGUGUCAGGAACAGAUCGAGUCCCUGCUGGAAUCUAGUCUCAGACAAGCUCAGCACAGCAUCUCCACAGAGACCAAACGGGUGGAGGAGGACGUGGACCUCUCUUGCACACCCACAGACGUCAGAGACAUUAACAUCUGAACGGAUCGCUUUCCACGAUGAAUCUCCUCGUCUUCGUUUCUGUUGGGUAUGGGCUUUGGCCGAAAGCUUUAUGGGACAGGAGGGAACCCCCCGCGCCCCACCAUCCGACCAAUACCUCGACCGAUCGCAAUUUGCCCCUCCGCGCGCCCUGACUGUUGACUGCUGGAACGGCAUCCUUGCGUUUCGAUCCCGACCCGGAUCGCCAGCGGAGGGCGGCGAUCGAAUGGAAACCUUCUCCAUUUCGACCCCUCUCUUAUUUUAUGCCUCGAGUCAAAAACGAAAAGACAGAAACAUGGUAUAGGCUAUCUAUCUAGGAUUUUCAAAUUGAAUUAACAACGACGGUAGUUGGCUGUGACCUGCCUUAACUUGUCUCUGCAUGGGAAAAGUGGGCUACUUUUAUUUUAUUUUUUAAAGUGUGUCAAAAGCUAUUUUUGAAAGAGAAGAGAUGUUAUGUGUAUGUUUGAUUUCUUUUUCUCUUAGAUAGUUCGUCGUUACGCUUGCUAAGAGUCCUGCUUUAUCCGCAGUGUAGUUGUUGUAAAUAUAUCCCCGCUUGCUAUGCGUUUAGUCACUUUAUUCUAAUUCCUAGACAGAUUCCCUUACAAGAUUCUCUUCUCUUCCAAAAUGGUUUAUGUAACCUUAGUAUAUUUUUGUAAGCAUGUAUUUUUGUUAUGAUUCGGACGACUGUGGAUCGCCGUGGGCCGAGGAUGUGAUUUAAGGCCAGACGCAAACCAUUUCUUUUUCACUGCCGCUAAUGUAUAAUGUUAUCACUGCCUUGACACAAUAAGCUUAUCUUCUACCUGCUCGCAGCGCAGUCCGCAGUCUGCCUUUUUGUUUAGAUUCAUGUAUUAUCUAAAACCAUUCCAUUUAUAAAAAAAAAAAGAAAAAGCACUUUUAGUCCGCCAUUUGUGGCUGACUUUGACAAAAAACAGAAAAAAGAAAGAAAUCCGCAGUUGUUAAAACAAUAGGAACGGUGUAAUAGACUCGUGUCGUCCGCAGCAUGGAGCAGGUCUCUUUAUCUAUGGUGUUAAUGGUUUGAAAGAGAAAGCGUGAGAGGGGGACAUUGACAGAUAUCUUGCUCUUUACGAUGUAAUUUAAUGGCUACCACGGAUGCAUUAAAGCGGUAAAAUCACUAUUUAUUGUUUUCCGUCCCCCUCGUAAGGCCAGUAUGCGUGGAUGCCCGACUGUACCCGUGUUUGAAGUAUGUGUUACGACUCGCUAGUUGCUAACUUGAUAGAAAAGCACCAUAGUUAAAGUAUUGUUCUGAGCUGAUGUACUCUGGUCUAGACUUUAAAAAACCAACAGUCGUGGCUUCAAGUAGAUUUUGCACAAACCCAGAGAUUCAGUCAGUUUGGAUCUCUGGAAGGAAGGGGAGGAAGAUGAGGAGGGAUGUUAUAGACGGCAGAGGGAGGCAAAAAAAAAAGGGUGAUGGCUGGACAUCAAAGAGUUAAGGCAAAACUGAGAAGAUGUAUGAAACGAAUAAAACAUGAGGAGAUGCUGGGAGAAAACACUCCUCAUAUUUAGCUGCUAUGGAGGGAUUUCCAGCAAGAAUGAAACUUUUUCAAAUGGAAAAAACGACAACAACGAUAACGAUGAAAAAAAAGACAUGCUUCUUUCUCUUGUCUUGUUUUGCUGCUAUUUUUGUUUUAUAUAAAAUGUCAAUACGAUGCCAUGUAAUAGGUUUUAAUUUUCUCAUAGAAAAUUGAUAUUAUUGACAACUUUGGUUCCUUUGGUAGUUUUUUUUUUAUGUGAUCAAUUUUUGUUAAUGUGAUUUCUACGCUAUGCUAUUCCCAAAACAAAAAACACACAAAAAAAGCAGAUGAGAAAAAAUAGACAAAUGUUUCUGUUAUACCCACAAUACCUCAAACUACAGUUGUGAUUUAGCAUUGAUUUAGUCUGGGAUUUUUCAGUAGUGCUAUUUUAUUAUUUUAUUAUAUUUUUUUGGCUACACCACGCCUGUUAGUCCUGUUGUAAAAUGCAAACGAUCAUGUUAAUCGUCAUCCUACUGGGUCCUGAUGCGAGCGAGUAGAAAAGCACAUUGAAUGGAAUUGGUGCCAUAAACGUUGACUCUUGUGAGUUUUUAUCUUCCACAGUUUCAUUAAAGGAGACUAUAUAUACCCACUAAUGCUUAUCUUAAUGAGUUAAUGAAGCUUUUGUUUAAAAGUUUGUGACUGCCAUGUGUCUUUACAAAGCCAUAGUUUAGUCCUGUAGUAAUUUAACACAGUGCAGACAGAAAUGUUAGGCUUGGCAUGUCUGCAUCGAGUCGUCUUAAUGAAUGCGACGCAGCUACAAUCAUUAUUAAUGCUUCCCUUGACCUUUUAUUAUUUUUUUUAUUUUUUUUGCAUGAGCCCUCAACUUUGCAUUCACAUAAAGAUCCACAUCUUCAGUUUUCAGGGUUCUUUACUCGGCUGUUUGUUGGUUUUAUGUAUGUUAGUCUAUAACAUGGUGCUGCUAUAUGUUUGCAUUGAGACUAUAAUGAUUUUCUGAAAGAGUUGUGGCUAUAAGCUAGUUAUGGAGUGAUGGAGGUGAUUCAGGACCCAGGGGAAACAAUUAUAUUAUCCUCUGUAGUAUCAGGAAUCUCUUUUACCUCAAGAAAAAAAUUGAAUGAUGAAAACCAGCACGUAUUGGUGCGAUUCACGCACACACACACACACACCGAGAGAAAUGAUGUGUGUGGGGAUCUUUACUCUUGAAUGUUUAGGGGGAACAGAGAAGCGAUUUCAUCCGCUUAACCCCACAGUAUAUAAAUCUUAUCCUUGUGUCUUAAUUCUGUUGUAAACAAACCCGUAGAGUCUGUUUGUUUGAUAUGGUCUUCAUUCCCACGGAUCAAACCAAAAUGUGCUGUUGAUCCUGAAAUACUAUGUCAUUGUUUGAUUUUUUUUGUUUUUAUUUCACAAAAUGGUCACUGGUUUGAAAUGCACAAUCUUUCCUUGCUGACCCAUCUUAGCCAUGAGGUUAACUAGAAUAAAAUGUCAAAA